Molecule: messenger RNA, 3246 nt
Organism: Pelodiscus sinensis (Chinese soft-shelled turtle)
Lineage: Eukaryota; Metazoa; Chordata; Testudines; Trionychidae
Gene: ISM2
Product: isthmin 2
Source: RefSeq, a predicted model, not a curated record
UGAAGAGUCACUGGAGAGCGGAGAGCGCCGGCUGCACGGGGGCGGGGAGCCAGUGAGCAGGGCUGCGAGCCAAGGGGGAACGGCACACGCACUGCGAGCCCCGGGAGAGGGGCAAAGCCAGUCUCAGAGCCUCGCUCCCAGGACCCGCAGAGGAGAGGAGGAGGGAGAGGCCGGCAGCUGGGGGGAUUAACGUGGUAGGACUCAAUGAGGGAAGGCAGGAGCACUUGGCGCAAGGCAGAGAGCCAGGGGAAAUUGAUAAUGGGACGAAGGGAACUGUAAAGACCAGGCUCCUAAAGGAGGGAGCUGCAAAGGACAAGUCCCUGCCAAGGACAAGCACAAGGAGCGUCUGCCGCUAGCUCAGUGUCUGGGAGGCCAAACCUCCCGGGAGGGGAAAACUUUGCAAAGCAGCGAAGAUCAAAGAGUUUGCAGAACAAAGCCCAGGGCAUCCUCAUUUGCAAAGCCCAGGGCGGGGGGCAGCGAGCCUGGCCCGCCCCACCAUGAGAGGCAAGCGAGAGCCCUGCCAGGGACCAGAGGGGAGAGGUUUGCAGCCACAGCAGCAACCGCAGCAGCAGAGGUAGCCUGGGACAUGCAGCAUCCGGGAGCAGAGAGGCGACUGGCUGAGCUCAAGAGGUGGAAACAUUUGGAGGGAAACAGAGGAAAGUUUUGUAUUGUCAGCAGCUGCCUCCAGUUUGGGGCUGGGGGAGCAGCAGCCGCAGCGUGAGCCGGAGCGCGUGGAGCCGUCUGAUGCUGUGCCACUUUGAUCCACCAGGAGGGACUUGAUUUGUCCUGAUGCAAAGGGAGCGUUUUCCCGGCUAAAGAGAAAAAAGGGGGUGAUCUGCCUGGGAACAAACGGUCUCUGGAACGGCCUAAGGGAAAUCACCAGGACAAGCGACUCACGGGGUGGGGCAAGAGGCAGGCAGAGAAGAAGAGGAAAAGAAAUCAGAUUGCAAAAAAGGAUAAGAAAAGGGAGUGGGGGAGGCGAAGCCCUCUCCCUUGCUUCUUCCUUUCUUGCCUCCUGCCAAUCUUUUCAGAGUUACCCUUCAGCAUCACUGGCCCAGGCACCGGCGCCCAGGAAGGGCAGCUCAAGCCAAACGUGAUCAGCGAACAGCAAGAGAGAUCAGAGAUUCACCCCCCUCCCCAGCCCCGGGGACUCCCCGGGAAGCCAGGGCACUGGGACUGUCAGCCUGUCAGUAAUCUUUCUCCCUCACUCCCAGUGGCUCCCAGCCUUUGCAGGGACACAGCAAUCCAGGAGCAGAAGGCUGGAAAGAGGAUUGCAGUUUUCAUCUGCACGUUUUGAUCCUCCCUCUCCUACUUCAGGGACUGAUUUUGUAAUAUUAGCAGGCUGGAUUAGCGGGAGGGGGCUGCCUGCUUUGUAUGCGUGUGCAGAGGUGAGCCGGGGGGAGGGCGGAGGAAGAGAUGUCUGGGAUCAGAGGGAAAGUUGUGCUUAUCCUAGGCUUCGUUUUUCUGACAACUCUUCUGGCAGUGGUGAGAGGGCUCCCCGUAAGGAAACAACGCACCAACAGCUCCAAGGAGAGAAAUCACAAGCUGGUGGAGGUCUCCACUUCAUCUGACACCCGUCUGACGCAGGAAGAGGAGAUGCCGCAGGCUAACAAGGUUCGGAGCCUGAGGAGAAGUGGGCAGGCUGGGCCUCGCCGGCACAAACGCCGAUGGUUGUCCCAGCGAGCAGGGAGGAACCAACCAAUGCCGCUCCAGCCUGGCACUGCUAGCGAGGAGAGCACACCCUUUGUGCUGGAUUUACAGAACCUGCCAGGGUUGGCCAGCGUUGACCUGAAUGCCCAGAACCCAAACAUACAGGUCACCAUUGAGGUAGUGGAUGAUCCUCAGGCUGAGAUGGAGAUGGACUUGCUGAAAGAAACCAGCAAUGACUGGUCCUUGACCUCCUCUGAAUGGCUGUCCCACAAGGACCUCUUCUGGCCCCUCUUCUGGGAGUACACGGAUCCCACUGAGGAAGAGGAGGAGGAAGAGGAUGACAGCAUGGGCUCUGAGGACAGGGGGGAAGAGGAAGAAGAUUAUACAGCAGAGUACGAGGAGGAGGAGACAGUGCUGAGUGGAGUGGGAGGCAACUGGGACCAGAGGUGGCCAAGUCAGAAGAACUGGAUCUUCAAGGAAAAAUAUAAUUAUGACUAUGAAGAUGAAGAGGAGUGGAGCUCUUGGUCCCCCUGCAGUGUGACCUGUGGUAGCGGCAACCAGAAGAGAACCCGGUCCUGUGGCUAUGCUUGCACAGCCACUGAGUCAAGAACCUGCGACCUGCAUCACUGCCCUGGAGCAGAUGGAGAAAUGGUCUUCACCACUGACGAGACACCGUUUGAGGGUGAGAACAACACGGAGAUGUUCAACUCAGAUGUGGACAGCUGUGAGAAGUGGCUGAAUUGCAAGAGUGACUUCCUCACCAAGUACUUGAGCAAGGUGCUGACGGAUUUGCCCAGCUGCCCCUGCUCCUACCCACUGGAGGCUGUGUACAGUGCUGUGAACCUGCUGGAUGAGCGCCAGGGCAAGAACUUCCGCUGGCGAGAUGCCAGUGGGCCCAAGGAGCGACUGGACAUCUACAAGCCUACGGCCCACUUCUGCCUGCGCUCCAUGCUCUCCUUGGACAGCACCACGCUGGCUGCCCAGCACUGCUGCUACGACGAGCACACGAAGCUCAUCACCCGGGGCAAGGGGGCUGGUGCACCUAAUCUCAUCAGCACGGAGUUCUCCCCGGAGCUGCACUACAAGGUGGACAUGCUGCCUUGGAUUCUGUGCAAAGGGGACUGGAGCCGGUACCAUGCCGUUCGGCCCCCCAACAACGGGCAGCAGUGCGCUGAUAACCCCACUGAGGAGGAGUAUCUCUCCCAGCUGCAGGAGGCCAAAGAGUACUAGCAGAUUUUGGCCUAAUGAUGGGAGAGCAGGACGUGGCUGGUCCACCAUGUAACACCCCUGCAGGCCACAGAGGCUCUGGAGUAUCCCUGCUUGUCACUUCCUCCCUGGGGAUCACAGCAGUGUGGGGGGGAGAGGCAGAGCCCUUGGCCCUACACACAGGCUCCCUGGCAGUGCCAAAUGCAGGGAUUAGGUUUAAAUGUGUCUUUUCCAAGUGGCAUCUCAGUUCCUUUCCAGUUUCCAAGGGGCACAGGUGAUCCUUGCUGCCUGAUUGGCCCCAAGGGUGCUGUUCUCUCUGGGUAGCACAGGAUCCAUGGUGAGAUGGGGACAGCUAGAGGCAAUGGAAGGAAGGCUCCCUCAGGGAAGGGG